AUGUUGAAAUGGGAGCAAUCAAAGCAAGGGCACCCUGAGGCCCCUGAGGCCCCUGAGGGCCCGACAGAGGAUCUGAGAGCGGCUUCAUUCUGCGAUUACACGAGAGGAGAGGUGCCAGAGGAUGAGGUGCAGGAGGAGGAGGAGGUGCCAGAGGAGGAGGUGCAGGGGGAGGAGGAGGUGCAGGGGGAGGAGGAGGUGCAGGAGGAGGAGGUGCCAGAGGAGGAGGUGCAGGGGGAGGAGGAGGUGCAGGAGGAGGAGGAGGUGCCAGAGGAGGAGGUGCAGGGGGAGGAGGAGGAGGCACAGGAGCAGCUGGGGUCAGGGUGA
Molecule: messenger RNA, 324 nt
Organism: Knipowitschia caucasica
Lineage: Eukaryota; Metazoa; Chordata; Actinopteri; Gobiiformes; Gobiidae
Source: the annotation of a GenBank genome assembly